This is a messenger RNA of Blastocystis hominis, 945 nucleotides long. RefSeq lists its product as hypothetical. The record is from RefSeq and is a predicted model, not a curated record. Gene Ontology annotation, molecular function: transmembrane transporter activity. NCBI's taxonomy places the organism in Eukaryota, Bigyra, Opalinata, Blastocystidae. Gene Ontology annotation, biological process: transmembrane transport. The coding region runs from base 1 to 945 and encodes 314 amino acids. The transcript is spliced from 4 exons.
AUGACACGCAUCUACGUUAAAGAUGAGAACUCUAACAAGUUACCUUUCGACUUAUUUGUGAUUAUCGGAAUGUGCGCCUUUCUAGACUUCUUCUGUAUGAAUCAGGUCAUGCCAAAUGUUCCAUUUAUGGUUGCUGAUUUCUUCCCAGAGGGUAUCUUACCUCGUGCUACAAUUUGGGUGGUAUUUUUGGCAAUUUAUUCUGGGGCUUUUUGGGAUAACAUGAGGAAAGGUACUGCCAUUUUUUGUCAGCUCUUCGGACUUGCUCCAAAUUAUGCCUUGGCCAUUGUUUUCCGUACUUGCUGGGGACUGAUGAACUCCACUGUCGGAGUUGUGAAGACCUAUGUUGCGGAAAUGUGCAAUGAGCGCACCAUGGCCGUUGGUUUUUCGGUAAUUAGUUCUGCAGGUGGUCUGGCUCGUGUCGUGGGUCCUUUGGUGGGCGGUUUUCUGAGUAAACCCGAAGAAAACUUCCCGUCUUUGGUUCAUAUGAUGCCAUGGCUACGAAACGUUCGAUACUGGAUCCCCUGCUUUGUGGGUGGAAUAUUAUGUCUGUUUACUGCCAUCUUUAUGAUUUUCCGUGCACCGGAAACUCUUUCGCGCGAACAGGCCAAACAAGCGAAACUGGACAAAAAGAAGAACGCGGAGCGUGUGAAGGAAAUCAAAGUGAAGUUGGAGACAAAGAAGCAAAUCACGAGAGAAGAAGAAAUGUUGCUUAUGCUCAGUCGAGACACGUAUUUCGAUCUGUUCCGUAAUCGCAAUGUAAUGAUCACGUGCACGUUGUAUGCACUCGUGGGCAUGGUCCAGUCCGCCCAAGACUCUCUUCUUCCACUCUAUCUAAUCAAUUCGGUUGAAAAGGGAGGUUUUAACUUUGACCAGACGGAUAUCGGUUGGUUAUAUACUGGAAUUGGUCCCAUCCAGAUUGUGUUUAAUCAUAUCCUUGUUGUGUGA